This is a messenger RNA of Penicillium subrubescens, 1017 nucleotides long. RefSeq names its product ubiquitin-specific protease OTU1. Bases 1 to 1017 code for a protein of 338 amino acids. The transcript has a single exon. Gene Ontology annotation, biological process: endoplasmic reticulum unfolded protein response; protein deubiquitination. Gene Ontology annotation, cellular component: cytosol; nucleus. Lineage: Eukaryota; Fungi; Ascomycota; Eurotiomycetes; Eurotiales; Aspergillaceae. Gene Ontology annotation, molecular function: cysteine-type deubiquitinase activity. The record is from RefSeq and is a predicted model, not a curated record.
AUGCGUCUGCGCGUGCGUGGGCCCUCGGGCCAGUCAACCGUCACUCUAGACGUUUCAGCCACCGUCCAAGACCUGCGGGGACAGAUCACAGAGAAGACAGGCCUCGCCUCCUUCGACGUUAAAUACGGAUAUCCAGACCUCAAGCCUUUGAAUCUCGACCAUUUCCAACCAACCCAACUACUAUCCGACACGGGCAUCAACCUGAACGGGGAACAGCUUAUCGUCGCACAACGAGACUCCGGCGCAUCAGCGCCUACCGAGACCACCCCGAUCCAGCCCAGUAGCUCUUCUACCUCCCAGCAACGACCGCCACAACUUCAGCAACAGUCUUCGAUGUCGCAAAAGCCAGAGAAAACAGCCGAUGAUCCACCGGAGAUUGCCUCCCCCGAGCAUGGCGGCACUUUCGUGCUGCGUGUCAUGCCUGAUGACAACUCGUGUCUGUUCCGCGCGGUAGGAGCCGCAGUCAUGGGCGAUAUGGAUACCAUGGUUGAGCUACGAUCGAUCGUUGCAGGAGCCAUCCAGUCGAAUCCGACAGACUACACGGCUGCUAUUUUGGGGAAGAAGCCGGAUGAUUAUUGCCAAUGGAUUCAGAACGAGGACUCGUGGGGUGGAGCCAUCGAACUCAAGAUUAUCAGCGAGUACUUCAAUAUUGAGAUUUGCUCUAUUGAUGUGCAGACGCUGCAUAUGUUCCAGUUCAAUGAGGGAGCUCCGACUCGGUGUAUAGUUGUUUAUUCGGGCAUUCAUUACGAUGUGCUUGCGCUCUGUCCUUCCGAUCCACCACAUACACAUGCCAACUUGUUUGCGCCGAAUGAUACGAAAAUCUUUGAUGCGGCGGAUCCUGUUGUCGUGGAGAAGGCUAAGGAGAUGUGUCGUGUCUUGCAGAGUAAGCACUAUUAUACGGAUACGUCGGGUUUUUUGGUUCGCUGCAAUACUUGUGGGGGUACAUUCACUGGAGAGAAAGGGGCUACGAAACAUGCGGCCGAGACUGGUCAUUAUGAUUUUGGAGAAGCUGCAUAA